AGAACUAGGCAAACUUGGUUCUCUGCUUGCUUUGUGCCUGCUCGUUUCUUUCUUCCCAAGAAGACACGCUCUCCCUCUGCGGCUCUGCGGCUGCUGUCCUCCGCCGAACGCCAUGUCCGCCGCCCGAUUGCUGCCGCUGCUGCGCCGCCGCCUUGCGGGCGUCCUGGCUCAACCGCCCGCUCCCUCCUCCCGAGGAUUUGUAUUUCCUUCUCCGGCCACUGCAGGGUUAAGAUCCCUCCAAACAAUCAUCGAAGCGACCAACAAUGCGACCAACGAGCCUCGACAGGACCUAGACGAUUCCAAAACCGCUACCCCACCAGCUUCAGCCCCUGCAGCAGAGUCGAGCUUCAAAGUUAGGGACGCCUCGAGCUUGAAGAUCUCACCGAGGCACGACCUCGCCAUGAUCUUUACUUGCAAGGUAUGCGAGACCAGGUCCAUGAAGAUGGCCAGCCGGGAGUCUUAUGAAAACGGAGUGGUGGUCGCCCGUUGUGGUGGCUGCAAUAACCUCCACCUGAUGGCAGAUAGGCUUGGCUGGUUUGGGCAGCCCGGGAGCAUCGAGGACUUCCUAGCGGAGCAAGGAGAGGAGGUGAAGAAAGGCCCAACAGAUACUCUCAGCUUCACUCUGGAGGACUUGGCUGGGUCUCAGGUCAAUGCCAAGGACACUUCUGACCAGAAUUAGGCUUUUCUGUAAUACACUGGCUUCUGGUCCUGCAGCUAUAGAAUUCUUAGGGAACCUCAUGUGGCUUUUCAGCUCAGUUUCUUCAUGGCUUAUCGAGUGGAAUAGAGGCUGUCAAGUUCUCUUGUAAAGCAGCAAUAGCAAGUUUCUUGUAGUGGAGUAACCACAUUUUGUAGUAGGUUGUGUUUCAACAUUUCUUGUUCAAUCACGUACUGACAAAGCAAGAUGUUGAAAUAUUGCCUUCUCAACAUCUGGUCAUGAAAACUGUCAUUUAUUCUGAA
Messenger RNA from Brachypodium distachyon (stiff brome), 957 nucleotides. RefSeq lists its product as uncharacterized. Lineage: Eukaryota; Viridiplantae; Streptophyta; Magnoliopsida; Poales; Poaceae. Gene Ontology annotation, cellular component: mitochondrion. Gene Ontology annotation, molecular function: zinc ion binding; protein-folding chaperone binding. Gene Ontology annotation, biological process: protein folding; protein stabilization; protein import into mitochondrial matrix. The record is from RefSeq and is a predicted model, not a curated record. The transcript is spliced from 2 exons. The coding region runs from base 113 to 679 and encodes 188 amino acids.